This is a messenger RNA of Parathielavia appendiculata, 1355 nucleotides long. RefSeq lists its product as uncharacterized. The record is from RefSeq and is a predicted model, not a curated record. Gene Ontology annotation, molecular function: DNA binding; DNA topoisomerase type I (single strand cut, ATP-independent) activity. The transcript has a single exon. Bases 113 to 1120 code for a protein of 335 amino acids. Gene Ontology annotation, biological process: chromosome segregation; DNA topological change; DNA replication. Gene Ontology annotation, cellular component: chromosome; nucleolus. NCBI's taxonomy places the organism in Eukaryota, Fungi, Ascomycota, Sordariomycetes, Sordariales, Chaetomiaceae.
GCUUUUCCCCCCGGAGUAUGAGCCGCUUCCCAAGAAUGUGAAGCUCUACUAUGAUGGGAAGCCCGUCGACUUGCACGUCGAGGCUGAGGAAGUGGCGACCUUUUUUGGUUCCAUGCUUCACUCGACCCAAAACGUUGAGAACCCUGUGUUCCAAAAGAACUUCUUCAAUGACUUCAAGGACAUACUGAAGAAGACGGGCGGCGCCAAGGAUCAGAACGGAAAACCCGUCGACAUCAAGGAGUUCAAGAAGCUUGACUUUACCAAGAUCUUUGAGCACUACAAGGGACUCAGUGAUGCCAAGAAGGCGCGUCCCGCCGCCGAAAAGAAGGCUGAGAAGGCCGAGAAGGAGAAGAUGGAGGCGCCCUACAUGUACUGCAAGUGGGACGGCCGAAAAGAAAAAGUGGGCAACUUCCGCGUCGAACCGCCGGGUCUCUUCCGUGGCCGGGGCGAGCAUCCAAAGACUGGCACUGUCAAAAAGCGAGUCAUGCCCGAGCAAAUUACCAUCAACAUCGGCAAGGAGGCCAAAGUUCCCGACCCCCCUCCAGGUCACAAGUGGAAAGCCGUUCAGCAUGACAACAAGGCGACUUGGCUGGCGAUGUGGCAGGAGAACGUCAACGGCAAUUACAAGUAUGUGAUGUUGGCGGCCAACAGCACCAUCAAGGGCCAAGCCGACUUCAAGAAGUUCGAGAAGGCCCGCGAGCUCAAGAAGCACAUUGACCGCAUCCGCGCCGACUACACGAGGGAGCUUAAGAGUGAGGUCAUGGCAGAUCGGCAGCGGGCCACAGCCAUGUACUUGAUCGACAAGUUCGCCCUCAGAGCCGGUAACGAAAAGGACACUGAAAAUGAGGCCGAGACGGUUGGCUGCUGUUCCUUGAAAUUCGAGCAUGUCACUCUCAGAGAGCCCAACACGGUCAUCUUCGACUUCCUGGGUAAAGACAGUAUUCGGUUCUACAACGAGUUCGUUGUGGACCGCCAAGUCUUCAAGAAUCUGAAGAUGUUCAAGAAACCCCCCAAGGAGGAUGGAGACGACAUCUUUGACAGGUUGACCGUACGUUUCGAAACUCUUCUUCCCGAGCAGCAGACCUUGCCCGCUGACAUGACCUGCAGACCUCGCAAUUGAACAAGCAUCUCUCGAGCUACAUGCCUGGCCUCACGGCAAAGGUCUUCCGUACCUACAACGCUUCCUGGACCAUGUCGCAACUUUUGAAGAAGCUCAAGGUGGAAGACCGGACCAUAGCUGAGAAGAUCAAGCUUUACAAUGACUGCAAUCGCGAAGUCGCCAUCCUCUGCAACCAUAAGCGAACCGUCGGCGCUAGCCACGAAGCGCAGAUGGAGAAGCUUGGGGACCGCAUCAA